AGCUGAGCAUAUUUUCUUCCCCCUUUUGAAGAGUUUGCUUCGGUGCGUCGGCGCGUUCGUCGUAAACGGAUGGUUUUCCGAUCAUCUCUUGCCUUUCUGAAGCGAGGCGUUCCACCGCCCUCGUCCCCUCACCGAUGUUUUCGUUCGCAAGCCGCAUUGGAUGCCCUCCGACCACCUUCUAUAACCGCCGGCGACUCUUCAUCACCCUCGGCCGCCGCCAUCCGAUCCCACCUCGUCCUAUACAACUAUCCAUCUUUUUCCGGUGCUUUCGCCGCCCUAUAUGCCCACUUAUUUCACUCGCGCCUUCGCCUACCGUUCCUCGUCCUGCCUUUCUCCUCUGUCGAGCCUUUUAGAGUGGAAGACUUCGAGGCCAGAGCUUUCGAGACGUGUUACCUCCUCGAUUUCGUCGGGCCCAAACGCUUUGCAAUAGAGCUGUCGCAUAUCGUUCCUAGAGUUAUAGCUUUUGAUCACCGGGAGAUUUCUCUGGGAACGACUUUACAUGAAAGAGAGCGUCCCGACAAUCUGGAACUUCACAUUGACACUGAGAAAUGCAGCGCCCGUUCUGUUUACGAUUACUUCUCCAAAAAGUUCUCUGAGAGGAACUCUUCUCAGGAUGAUGCCGAAAACUUAUUGAAUCAAGAACAGGAAGAACGUGUUGCAUCAGUCUUAAGUUAUAUAGAAGAUGCUGCUCUUUGCCAGUGGAGGAUGCCUGAUACCAAAGCAUUCGACAUUGGACUUAGGGAUGAGCGUGCAAAACUGAAUUGUAUCACCAAUCCGUAUGUGUUUCAGCAGCUCCUACAGCUUAAUUCUGCAGAUUUGAUUGCCAAGGGAAAUUUGUAUACUCGGUCACGUGAAGAUGCAGCCAGUAAGUUGCUGGAAAAGGCUUUAAAGAUUCAGUUGGGAAGAGGAUUUUAUGGAGAGUGCCUGGCUGUACGGGCUGAUGGAAAUGAAGAUCUAAGUCAUGAAAUCUGUAUUGAGCUUAGUAGAAGAAGUGCAGCAGCUGGUUUAAGGCCAAUAGGAGCUGCAGUGUUCAUGAAACAGCGGAACUUGAAAAUGUGUUUGAGGACUACUGACCCUACCGUUGAUAUCUCAGAGAUAGCUAAGGCAUAUGGUGGAGGCGGCAAACGUAGUUCAAGCUCCUUCAUUAUAAGAAUGGAUGAGUACAACUGUUGGUCUGCAGCAAAUUCAUGAUAGACCAUAAAGGUAUAUCAGGGGUAGAAAAUGAGUACAACUGUUGGUCUGCAGCAAAUUCAUGAUAGACCAUAAAGGUAUAUCAGGGUUCUUUUCUACCCUUUUUUAAUUGGAUGUGUCAUUUUGAUGCCUGAAGGUACUGCUUAAUUUCCUGUUGAACCAGAUACUCUUAUAGCGAUAGAACAACAAUGAAUCAAAGGACUUUCAACAAAGAAAUGAUAAGGUUAUGAUUAAAUU
Zingiber officinale is the source of this 1428-nucleotide messenger RNA. RefSeq lists its product as uncharacterized. The transcript has 8 exons. The coding region runs from base 70 to 1191 and encodes 373 amino acids. Lineage: Eukaryota; Viridiplantae; Streptophyta; Magnoliopsida; Zingiberales; Zingiberaceae. The record is from RefSeq and is a predicted model, not a curated record.